Molecule: messenger RNA, 2462 nt
Organism: Octopus sinensis (East Asian common octopus)
Lineage: Eukaryota; Metazoa; Mollusca; Cephalopoda; Octopoda; Octopodidae
Product: protein unc-93 homolog A-like
Exons: 1
Coding region: 864-2462 (532 amino acids)
Source: RefSeq, a predicted model, not a curated record
AGAAGGGGAGGUUAAUUGAUGCGAUUCUCUCUCUCUCUCUCUCUCUCUCUCUCUCCAUGUAGUAAACAGAUAGAGUCGCAGUGCAGAGGCUGCUGUAAACAGACAUUUAAAUGGAGAGACGAGAGAUUCGUGAGAAAUACUCCCCAUAGUAUUUCUUCUCUCAUCUGUGCUGCUAUCAACUGGCCAUCGUCGCCACCUCUUGCGAAAAUACAACCCCCAGUUGUGUUCUUGUUAAAGGACAGGAGAUUCUACAGCCAUACAUGUAUUGUAUGUAUUUGUAAACGUGUGUGUUUAUGUAGGGUACUGUAUAUAUAUAUAUAUGUGUGUAUAUAUAUAUAUAUGUGUGUAUAUAUAUAUAUAGAUGUCUGUAUAUAUAAGGGUACGUUUGUUGUUCAUCGUCGCAUGUUUAUCUGUUGAACAGAGACAGUGAUUGACAGGUCUAUGUACACACACAUAGAUGCACAGAGAAAGAAAACAUUGCGAAAACGAAAUUCUUCGCCUCAAAGACUAGACAUCAACAAUAAUAAUAAUAAUUGUUAGCAUUAUUGUUGUUGUUAUUAUUAUUAUUAGCUGUUGUCAAUCGAAUUUGGAAUAUUUGGCUUCUUUUAAUUGAGGUUUAAUUUCUUUAAUUGGCAAACGAAAGCGGAUUAUUACAAUCGCGAAUGCAAAUGUAAAAAAAAAACAGAAGAGAAAAAUGUUUAUCUGAAAUAAUAAGGAAGAUGUGACGACGAUGUGUAGAAGAAUGACUCGGAUUGGAUAAAUAACGAAGGUUUUUUUGUAAAAUAAUUGUAGAUAACACGAUCAGUGGAGAUAUUUUUCAUUGAGAUCUAUCAUUGUCUUGGAAUAAUAACCCCUAAAAAUCUAUGGCUUCGGAUGAGAAGAAACUGUUGUCCGGUGCAAGUUACAAACCGGUUGUGAAUGACUGCGACAAGUUGUUGGUGGCGAGCAAUGGAUGCGACGGUUGUAUUUCAAAUAAUCGAUGUAAUAACAUGACGAAAGCGGCUACUCAUUGGUCGUCGGAACAAAACGGUGCGAGGAGAUGUGCUGGCAAUUCAUCUUAUAUGGUACCCACUUACCAUUCGUUACCCAUGGAUAUCAUAAAACGCACCGAGUACCCGCAGUCCUCCUCCACCCCGUGUCGGGGCAACGGUUUAGCUGGGCACCACCACCAUCAUCAUUAUCACCACCAUCACCACCAUCAUCUCACCACCAACUCCAACAUCAACAGCCUCAACAAUACUCGUAACCACUCCAAUAAUAAACAACACAGCGGUUGUCACCCCCAGAAGGUUCACACCGGACCCCAAUACGGGUCGCCGCCGCCGUCGCUCAAGGACCGUAAAAGCUUCAAAAAUGUGUUUGUGAUCGGUUUUGCUUUUAUGUUCGUCUACACAGCUUUCAUGUCCCUUCAGAGUCUUCAAAGUUCUUUAAACACCGAUGGAGGGGUCGGUGUUGUGUCGCUUAGUUGUAUGUACGCUUCUACCGUCCUCUCGUGUUUGCUUGCUCCUUGGAUUAUCAGUAAACUAAAAUGCAAGUGGACCAUGGUAUCUGCUUUUAUUCUCUUUUCUGCUUACUUCGCUGCUAAUUUUUACCCUAAACAUUUCAUGUUAAUUCCAGCGGGCAUGAUUCUCGGUCUGUUGACCGGACCGUUGUGGAGUGCCCAGGCUACCCUUGUCACGACGAUGGGUAUUAUGCAUGCACAAAGAAUACACAAUUACGACACAGAUGCCGUCGUUAAUAAAUUCAUGGGCAUUUUUUACGCUUUCUACCAGAGUAGCCAAAUUUGGGGUAACAUAAUCACAGCGACAGUUCUCUUUAACAACGACACCGUGCAAGCUUAUAACCCGGUUGUAGAGGUGUGGCGCAAAGCUGCUACCGCCCUCAACGAAUCAACGGCUAUAUCGGCCUACAUUUAUUCGCGCCCUUCCUCGCUAUCGUAUUCCUCACAGUUCACCUGGAAGAAAUGCGGUGCCAAAUUCUGCGACCUGCCGUUUGCCGAUCCUGGUGCUGAGUACCACGACUAUAACCCCAUCGUGGCCGGAAUAUCUGACGAUUCUCGACACAUGCUUCUUGGAGUUUACCUGAUCUGCGGCAUCAUGGGCGCCAUCAUAAUCGUGGCCCUCCUGGACAAAGAGGGCCACAAAGAAGAGUCCUACGGCAACCUUUCGUCUCGUGAACUCUGCUUGGCCACCGUGCGAAUGCUGUGCGACCCCAAAUGCCAGUUGCUAAUGCCGCUCGUCCUUUUCCUCGGUUUGCAACAAGGAUUUCUUUUCGGAGAUUUUACUAAGGUAAACUCACUUCGUUUCUUCUUUGUUCUUCCUCUCACUACUACUUCGCCUCUUUUUAACUGUCAUUCAUUCAUUCACCAUCGUUCGUUCAUUCAUUCAUUCAUACAUCCAGCCAGUCUGUCCGUCCGUCCGACUGUCUGCCAGCCCGCCCGCCAGUCUUGCCAACCUGGCUGA